GGAUGUGGGGGAUUGGGAUUGAGGUUGGAAGUGGGGUGAGGGCCAGGAUGGGAGAAGCAAGAUGGGGACGGGGGGGAUUGGGAUGAGGAGCAGGACAGGGAACAGGCUGCAGCACGGGACAGGAGCCAUGCUGUCCAUGGCCAGGACAGCUGUCCCCUCCCUGCGCUGACCACGUCCCCCUGCGUGUCCCGCAGGCUGGAGCGGCUGCAGCGUGUGGUCACCAAGCUGCAGAUGGAGUCGGGGCUCUGUGAGGAGCAGCUGAACCAGGCGGACGCUCUGCUGCAGGCAGACGUGCGGCUGCUGGCGGCCGGGAAGGCGCCGCAGAAGGCGGCAGAGGUGGAGCGGGACCUGGACAAGGCGGACGCGAUGAUCCGGCUGCUCUUCAACGACGUCCAGAGCCUCAAGGACGGGCGGCACCCGCAGGGCGAGCAGAUGUACCGUCGGUACGGGCCCGUCCCCGUGGCCCUGUGCCCCAGAGCCCUGCCUGUCCUCCUUGUCCUUCCUUCUGUGCCCCUAAAAGCCCUCUGUUCCCCCCCAAAGCCCUUCACGUGUCCUCUGUCCCCCAUGUCCCCUGUGCCCCCCAAAGCCUGCAAAGCCUCCUGUGACCCCUGAGUCCCCUGUUCUCCUCAAAGCUCCCCAUACUCUCUGUGGUCCUUGAGCCCCCAAAAGCCCCCUGUGACCCCUGUACACCCCAAAGCUCCUCAUGUCCCCAAACCUGUCCUGUUCACUGAACCCCAUUGUGACCCCUGUACACCCAAAAUCCUCCCAUGUCCCCAAACCCCCCCGUUCGCUCUAUCCCAUUGCAAACCCUGUACACCCCAAAGCUUCCCACGUCCCCAAACCCCCCCUGUUCGCUGUACCCCAUUGUGACCCCCGUACACCCCAAAGCUCCUCAUGUCCCCAAAUCCACCCAUGUCCCCAAACCCCCCCUGUUUGCUGUACCACAUUGUAACUCCUGUACACCCCAAAGCUCCUCAUGUCCCCAAAGCUCCUCAUGUCCCCAAAGCCUCCCAUGUCCCCAAAGCCUCCCAUGUCCCCAAAACCCCGUUUGCUGUACCCCAUUGUGACCCCUGUACACCCCAAAGCUCCUCAUGUACCCAAAGCUCCUCAUGUCCCCAAAGCCUCCCAUGUCCCCAAACCCCCCCGUUUGCUGUACCCCAUUGUGACCCCUGUACACCCCAAAGCUCCUCAUGUCCCCAAAGCUCCU
This is a messenger RNA of Parus major (Great Tit), 1207 nucleotides long. RefSeq names its product plectin-like. The coding region runs from base 232 to 612 and encodes 126 amino acids. NCBI's taxonomy places the organism in Eukaryota, Metazoa, Chordata, Aves, Passeriformes, Paridae. Gene Ontology annotation, cellular component: focal adhesion; cytoplasm; intermediate filament. The transcript is spliced from 2 exons. Gene Ontology annotation, biological process: wound healing; intermediate filament cytoskeleton organization; hemidesmosome assembly. The record is from RefSeq and is a predicted model, not a curated record. Gene Ontology annotation, molecular function: structural constituent of cytoskeleton; ankyrin binding; structural constituent of muscle.